UCGUCUACGUAGCGGAGCCAGACCACGUUUCUUCCUACAAUGCUUCGGUAGUGGUCAACCUCGAGGGUUUCCAUGAACAGCUGGGCAAGGACAGCUGAAAGCGGUGAACCCAUCGCAAGUCCCUGAAUCUGUUCAUACUCGCUUUGGAAAGCUGGAAAUCUCCGUCCUGAGAAUACACGACACCCAAGGAUACGAGGGCAUGGCACGGAUGAGGGGCGCCGUGCUCACUGUGCUGUUGGUGGCCGCUGCGACCUUCGUGUCCGCAGAGCAAGAGUCCUCGGACGCCGACCGGGGCAAGUUCUUCUUCGGGACUUACCGGACUACCACGUACACCGUCGUGUCCGCCUCCACGUCGACAGUGUUCGCGACAUGCCUCUCUGGCUCUGACACCACCCUGUGCGCCGGCCGCAGCGCCCGCCGCGCCAGGAGAAAGCUAGACAAGGCCCUCGACAUGCCGGAGGUCGGAAGCGAGGACCUCAGCAGCAGCCUGCUGGACACCAAGACCGUCGCGGAGAGUGAAGACGUCCAGGAGAAGGACAAGCUGGCCUUCACCGUGUGGACCACAUCGCGGACCACCACCUCCGUCACCGUGUUCUUCACCAACACCUCGUCCACUGUGCGCGUGUCCUUCUACUGCGUCGCCGGCGGCAUUUCGGUGCCCAACGGCUGCGGCGGCACCGGCUAGGGCGUCGGCGCGGCCCGCUCUGCCUGCUGCCUCUCCACGACUUUGUUACUGUACAUAUAUGUAAGGUUCUGAGCUCUUCUGUAUAUUUAAGAAAUAAAAAGAAAGCCAAA
Molecule: messenger RNA, 795 nt
Organism: Penaeus vannamei (Pacific white shrimp)
Lineage: Eukaryota; Metazoa; Arthropoda; Malacostraca; Decapoda; Penaeidae
Source: RefSeq, a predicted model, not a curated record